This is a messenger RNA of Pieris macdunnoughi, 1137 nucleotides long. NCBI's taxonomy places the organism in Eukaryota, Metazoa, Arthropoda, Insecta, Lepidoptera, Pieridae. The record is from the annotation of a GenBank genome assembly.
AUGGAAGUAAGUGCUAUGAUACCGAUGCCUUUGGACUUUUCCAUGGUGCGAAACGGAUCGCCGCUAAGGGAUGAAUCGCCGAAGCCAAUCUCGAACAGCGCUUUCAGAGUUGUCACCCCGAAAGGUGUAUCAGCUAGUGAGGCUUUGAGGAAUGGCAUCUGCAAUUCACUCUGGGGUGCAUCCAACACACGUCCUGAUGGAAGAUUGACACCACCGCCCCAGAAUAUGGACACGUACAACAGUAGAGAUGAAAUCAAAUUUGGAAUAAAUCGCCUGGUAGGGGAGCGGACUGAUGAAGAAGAUUGUGAAUCGCAUAACAAUGAAACGCGACCGGAAGAUAUAUCACCGACAUCCCAGUGCGGUAGUCCAUGUUGGGCACCUUCCCCUCCAUCCCCUCGAUCAGUCCGGUCAACGUCUCCUGAACUAGAAGUGGAUUCCCCUCCAUCAUCACCGAGACGGCCGCCUGACUCAUCCCCAACUAUAAAACGAUCAGAGGCAUUUUCCGUAAGCGCACUUCUCAGACCAGACGCACCAAGAACUCAACCACAUAGACCUUUUUUAUACCCACCCCUGCCGUUUGCUGAGUUUCUAAGAGAUGCAGGCAGUCUUAGCCUCCCUGGAUGGGGGGGAUACAGCAAUCUAUAUCUCCAUGCAGUUCAAGCAGCUGGUCCUGAGUUAUUGCGACUUCGUGCUGCAGUACUAGGAAACCCAAGCCCCUUAUCCAGGCCUUUGCCAAUUGGAGACGUGUAUUCGUGUGUUAAGUGUGAAAAGAUGUUCAGUACACCACAUGGAUUGGAAGUUCAUGCGCGAAGAUCACAUAAUGGAAAACGACCAUUUGCGUGUGAGCUGUGCAGUAAGACAUUUGGACACGAAAUCAGUCUUAGCCAACACAGGGCUGUCCACAGCGUAGAAAAAGUCUUCGAAUGCAAGCAAUGUGGGAAGACCUUCAAACGUUCAAGUACCCUAUCGACACACCUACUCAUCCACUCUGACACUCGACCUUACCCAUGCCAGUACUGCGGCAAGAGGUUUCAUCAAAAGUCCGACAUGAAAAAGCACACCUAUAUUCAUACAGUAGCAUUAAAAUGGAUGCUAAAACAUCCUAAUACCACACGUAUUAAUGGAAACAAUGCAUAA